Chrysemys picta bellii (western painted turtle) is the source of this 3000-nucleotide messenger RNA. It is a transcript of the gene NCK2, whose product is annotated as NCK adaptor protein 2. Gene Ontology annotation, biological process: negative regulation of endoplasmic reticulum stress-induced eIF2 alpha phosphorylation; positive regulation of endoplasmic reticulum stress-induced intrinsic apoptotic signaling pathway; negative regulation of PERK-mediated unfolded protein response. Gene Ontology annotation, molecular function: signaling adaptor activity; receptor tyrosine kinase binding. The record is from RefSeq and is a predicted model, not a curated record. Lineage: Eukaryota; Metazoa; Chordata; Testudines; Emydidae.
AGGAGCGCCGGGGCCUUGGGCACGUCCGGCCGGCCCGGGGGAGGGGUGAGGAAGAGGAAGGGGGGACUCGGCCCCUCACGAGGACGCAUCCGCCGGGGAGGGGGCAGAGCGCGCGGGGGAGCCAACCGCCGCCGCCGAGACAAAGAGCGGAGCCCGCCUGGGAGACCCCCCCCCCCCCUCCGCCGCCGCCACUGGUGCCAUUACUGCUCCGCUCCCGCCCCGCGGCCGGAGAGCGCCGGGCCCCCGCCCGCCACGAGCCAGCGCUGCCCGGCCCGAGUGAUACCCGUCGGAGUGGCCCAAGUGUCCUCUGCUGCCUUGUGCAUGCAUAAAGGGAAGACUUGCCCCUGACCCCUCUUCCUUCCUUCCUUCCUAUUGCCCAUGACGGUUGCUGGAGCUCCCUGUCCUUGCUUCUGCAAGUCUUUAGUGACUUCUUGUGAACAUAAUUUUAUUGGAGAAUCCUGCCUUUCGCUGUCUGGAUCCUUUAACAGUGUGCCAAAGGUUCCAAAGUCUUGUCCUGCUGUGUCGUCUUCUCUCAUCAGCUUCAUUCCUGAGGUGGAACACCUUCAUAAUUCCAGAGGAACGUAGAUAUCAGGAAAUCCUUGUCAGCAGUGAGCGCACUCUGAGAUAUUGAAGAGGGACUCCAUGAAAGAUGACAGAAGAAGUUAUUGUUAUAGCAAAGUGGGAUUACACUGCACAACAGGACCAAGAACUUGACAUCAAGAAGAAUGAGCGUCUUUGGCUGCUGGAUGAUUCCAAAACAUGGUGGAGGGUAAGAAACGCGGCCAACAAAACGGGAUAUGUGCCAUCAAAUUACGUGGAGCGAAAGAACAGCUUGAAGAAAGGCUCCCUGGUUAAAAAUCUAAAAGACACAUUGGGUUUGGGUAAAACAAAAAGGAAGACAAGUGCACGAGAUGCCUCACCUACUCCUAGUACAGAUGCAGAAUAUCCAUCCAACGGUAGCAGUGCAGAUCGGAUUUAUGACCUUAACAUCCCAGCCUACGUUAAAUUUGCCUAUGUGGCAGAGAGGGAGGAUGAGCUGUCCCUUGUUAAAGGAUCCCGAGUCAUUGUUAUGGAAAAGUGCAGUGACGGCUGGUGGAGAGGUAGCUACAAUGGACAGAUUGGCUGGUUUCCUUCGAACUAUGUGGUGGAGGAAGUUGAGGAAGCAACUGCAGAUUCCCCAAGUUUUCUAAGUUUAAGGAAAGGUGCAUCCAUGAGUAAUGGCCAGAGCUCGAAACUACUUCAUGUUGUUCAGACAUUGUAUCCAUUCAGCUCUGUCACAGAAGAAGAGCUCAAUUUUGAAAAGGGGGAAACAAUGGAAGUCAUUGAAAAACCAGAAAAUGACCCAGAAUGGUGGAAAUGUAAAAAUUCCCGAGGGCAAAUUGGUCUUGUUCCUAAAAACUAUGUAGUAAUCUUAAGUGAUGGUCCUACCAUUAACACUUCCCAUCCACCUCCGAUAAGCUAUACAGGGCCAUCUUCUACAGGACGGUUUGCUGGAAGAGAGUGGUAUUAUGGGAAUGUUACCCGGCAUCAAGCAGAAUGUGCCCUAAAUGAGAGGGGAGUGGAAGGGGACUUCCUUGUUAGAGAUAGUGAAUCUUCGCCCAGUGACUUCUCAGUAUCUCUAAAGGCAUCAGGGAAGAACAAACAUUUCAAGGUGCAGCUCGUGGACAAUGUCUAUUGUAUUGGCCAGCGUCGAUUUCAUUCAAUGGAUGAAUUGGUGGAACACUACAAAAAAGCUCCCAUCUUCACCAGUGAACACGGGGAAAAGUUAUAUCUUGUGAAAGCACUUCAGUGACGUUGAAGAUAGACACUGCCGCCUAGGCCUCUUAUAACUUUCAAGCCUUAGGUCCUAAUUCACUUUUAUAGAACAGAGCAAUCUACUCCCUGAAGCAGGCUUAAAGAAUGGGCUCUUUCCAAAGUGUUUGCUCUGUUGGUUGUUAUUGUCCUUUUUUGGUUUGGUUUUGUUUUGUUUGCCUAUUUUAUCUUUUUGGUUCUGUUAAUCUCAGAUGACCUCCCCUCAGGUUGAAAAUUUCACUUAAAUGGGCGUUGUAAGCACUCACUUUCAUGCCUGAGUUCUAAACUCCCCUCUUCUGUGUACGUUUACAUAGUUAGUUCCAAUAAAUGAGGGGUGUUUUCAAUUCAAAACAGUGUUAAUCUGUUCAAAUUGCUCAUGCUGACAGAACUGUUCAUUUGAGAGACAUCGGGCACAGUUUGAAUGCACUGAAGCUGCAGCUAAUUAAGUGAGAUAUAGUAGACAUAACAGUUGUGGCAGUGAGUUCUGUAGCUAUUUUGCUUACCAAGUAGUAUAUUACAAAAAUUCCUAGUUCCUAGAAGCACUCUUUACACUGUACUCUGCUAUUACAUUGCCUCUUUAACUCUUUGUAAAGAGUACACUAAUUAAAGCAUUUUGUAAUAGUACUUCUUAAUCUACUAUGGUAAGAUUGUAGUAAAAGAAAACUAUCUAGUGUAUUUUGGUCUGUAAUUGCAACAGAGAGGAAUUUUCUUUUUUACAUUGAUUGCUAGAGAAAGAAUCAUUGAAUUGUAAAGGCUGAAUGUUUUGGUAAUCUACAACCAAAUGUGCCAUCCACAUAAUGCUUUUUCCUCUUGCCCUUCUGCUUGUUUGAAUUAAACAAUUAUGUAUUUAAUUCUCGAAGUAAUAUGUAUCUGUAGCUGAUUGUUGACACUAAUACAGAAGAUUAAUAAAAACUGAUCUUGGGGUGGGGUGGGCGGGCUACCAACACUAUUCUAUAUAUAGAUAUAUAUAUAUUUGCUUUAUAGAGAAAAUCUUCAGGGUUUACAGAUUGGUGGGAUUGGUAGUAGGAGACACACAGAAUGUUUAUGAAGAAAAUGCAUUUUCUCUUUUCUUUACAUUUAAACUCCUUUAUGGUUUAAAUAUACAGUCUUGAGAUGGCACAUUCCUGAGAUUGAAGAAGGGAUCUUGAGAUCUCAAAUUCUUGCAUACCCAGUUUUUUGGAUAUUGUAAUAAAAAAGAUACUAUGUCAA